Molecule: messenger RNA, 2847 nt
Organism: Scedosporium apiospermum
Lineage: Eukaryota; Fungi; Ascomycota; Sordariomycetes; Microascales; Microascaceae
Exons: 7
Coding region: 1-2847 (948 amino acids)
Biological process (GO): ATP metabolic process; proton transmembrane transport
Cellular component (GO): fungal-type vacuole membrane; proton-transporting V-type ATPase, V1 domain
Molecular function (GO): ATP binding; ATP hydrolysis activity; proton-transporting ATPase activity, rotational mechanism
Source: RefSeq, a predicted model, not a curated record
AUGCAGCCCAUCGGUCUCCGGCCCCGCUUGAGGGCGCGACGGUCGCUGGUGGACUUGCUGGUUGGAUCUGGCCAGAAUACCAAUCAUGUGCUAUCACCAUCCAGCCGACCUCCAAAUCCAGAACUGGUAGCAGACGCGCUGGCGCAGGCUGCUGCCGAGGAGAUGGAGGAGAUGAGCCCUACCGGUAAAGUCGUGGAUAUGGAUAUUACAACUCUCAAGGAAAGAGACGAGAUCGCAGAGGAACCGGCUGAAGAGAGCAUACCGGAUUCUGCGAUGGGAGGACAGAAGCAGAUGGUAGAGUCACACCCACAAACGACAGUAAUGGGUAUUAGAGACUUGGCUUUUGAGGCCGCACCACCGGAGCAAGGCGACACAAAUCAACAUCUCCUUGUGCAGACACCACAUGCAGCAGCGGCGACAACAGCGGAAACAGAACAAUUCGAAGGCAGCUUGGGCGAGACACCUGCUGAGUCACCCAUUCUAGGCCCUCAAACAGCAGCUACCGGAGAGCUUGAGCCCCUCCCAGCUGCUGAAUUAGGCCCUAAACCACCCCAGGAACAGCAAUUGAAGUCACUCCAAGACCUAAAGCUGCAGCCUAGCGCCGAGUGUGAUUUUCACAAGAGCGCCCCCGAUUUACCCAAUCUCGAUCAUUAUACCAAUUCUGCUAGUCCAAAGAGUCCAAAGACUGGGAAGACGUCAUCCCCACCAGCGCCAGGCCCUGCCACCACAUCUGAACGAGCCCAGCCAUUGGCCCGCCAAGACAUCGAAGCUAUAACCUCCUGCCUUGUUCUCGACAAAGCUUCCCUGGUCUCCAUCCCACCUCCUCCACCACCACCUCAACGACCGCAUUCUCCUCCACAACCACCUCCUCUCCAACAUCGCACACGGCCCGCCGCCUCUCCCACAACUACCCCGAUAUUAUCAGGAGAGCCGUCUCCGUCCGUAGAAUUAUCCGCAACCUCCGAAACCGAGAGCCGUGAUCCUGUCAAGAUGGCGUCCAAUAGCGAGAAGCGGGCCAAAGCAAAGGCCCUGGCUGCAUCAUCGGGGCCCGAGAGUUUCAAGCAUGGUGUUAUCUACUCCGUCUCCGGACCUGUCGUGAUUGCUGAGGAUAUGCUUGGUGUUGCUAUGUACGAACUGGUCCAAGUUGGCAACCAGAAACUGGCCGGCGAAGUUAUUAGCAUUCGCGAAGACCAAGCUACUAUCCAGGUAUACGAGGAGACUUCCGGUCUACGAGUUGGAGAUCCCGUCCGACGAACCGGAAAGCCCCUCUCCGUCGAACUUGGACCUGGCCUACUCGACAACAUUUAUGAUGGUAUUCAGCGACCUCUUGCAAAGAUUGCGGAGAUUACGAACAGCAUCUAUAUUCCCCGCGGUAUCGCCCUGCCCGCCCUCGACCGUACCAAGAAAUGGGAGUUUACUCCUACGCUAAAGGUCGGAGACCACAUUUCCAGUGGCGAUGUCUGGGGCACCGUAUACGAAAACUCCUUCAUCCAAGUCCACCGUAUUCUUUUCCCUCCGCGAAAAGUCGGCGGUGUCAUCACUAAGAUCGCCCCCAAAGGCGAAUAUACCGUCGAGGAGCCCCUCUUGACUGUGGAAUUCCAGGGCCAAGUCUCGGAGUAUCCCAUGAUGCAGUCCUGGCCCGUCCGUGUUCCGCGAAUUACGAACGAGAAGCUUACCCCCGACCAGCCCUUCAUCGUCGGUCAGCGUGUGCUCGACGCCUUGUUCCCGGCAGUCCAGGGCGGUACCAUUGCCAUUCCCGGGGCUUUCGGUUGCGGCAAGACUGUCAUUAGUCAGUCCGUGUCCAAGUUCUCGAACAGUGACGUGAUCGUCUACGUAGGAUGUGGAGAGCGAGGAAACGAGAUGGCUGAAGUCUUGAAGGACUUCCCAGAGCUCACCAUCGAGGUCGAUGGCAGGAAGGAGCCCAUCAUGAAGCGUACCUGCCUUAUCGCCAACACGUCCAACAUGCCCGUGGCCGCCCGAGAAGCGUCGAUUUACACCGGUAUCACGGUAGCCGAGUACUUCCGUGACCAGGGUCUCAACGUUGCUAUGAUGGCGGACUCUUCGUCUCGAUGGGCCGAGGCUCUCCGCGAAAUUUCCGGUCGUCUGGGUGAGAUGCCGGCUGAUCAAGGCUUCCCAGCCUAUCUUGGUGCGAAGCUGGCCAGUUUCUACGAACGUGCGGGCAAGGCCGUUGCGCUGGGCUCUCCCGAGCGUGUCGGAAGCGUCAGCAUCGUAGCUGCCGUCAGUCCUCCUGGUGGUGACUUUUCGGAUCCCGUCACGAGCGCAACGCUCAGCAUUGUCCAGGUCUUCUGGGGUCUUGACAAGAAGCUUGCGCAAAGAAAGCACUUCCCUUCGAUCAACACCAAGCUCUCCUAUUCCAAGUAUACCGACGUACUAGACAAGUGGUACCAGGGUGAUCACCCGGACUUUGCGCGCCUCCGUCUCGCCGUCAAGCAACUGCUCACCAAGUCCGAGGAGCUCGAUCAGGUCGUGCAGCUCGUCGGUCGAUCGGGUCUCGGCGACGAGGACACGCUCAUCCUUGAUAUUGCCAGGAUCAUCAAGGACGACUUUUUGCAGCAGAACGGUUACUCGGACUACGAUCAGUUCUGCCCUCUCUGGAAGACGGAGUGGAUGAUGAAGCUCAUUGUCGGGUUUUACGAUGAGUCCCUUAAGGCUAUUGGGCAAGAGCAGAAGUGGUCUGACAUUUCGGCCGCGACGAGCGAACUUCAGAAUAAGCUGCGUCGGUUAAAGUUUGAGGUGCCUACGGAAGGAAAGGACGUUAUCUGCAGGAGAUACGCGGACAUCCAUCAAGAAAUGACAAACAAGUUCGCCGAUGUUUUGGGCGAGUAA